AAAAUAUUAAAAUUUAUUAUAAAUACGAAUAUGUGGCUGCAAUGCUGGUUAGAUACAUGUAAACAAUCACCUGUCACCAUUGAUUGAUUGGUUAAUUAUGUGAUUACACUAUAAAGUCUUCAAAGUGUAUCAAUCUAAAAUCUUUACAAAAUGGUGCUAUUUCACAAUGUAAAUGUUGGACAGAAGGUGGAAGUCAAUAUAGGCUGGGGCAACAUUAAAGGGACUGUACAGUACAAAGGAAGUCUGGCUGGAAAACAAGGAGAAUGGGUUGGUGUUUAUCUAGAUGAGCGAGUUGGUAACUGUGAUGGAAUGGUGAAUGGUAGAAGAUAUUUCCAGUGUCCAAAUGAGUUUGGUUUGUUUGUACGAGCCAAUAGAAUAAGAUUUAUACCAAUACAGAGAUGUCUGUACAAUAAGUAUCACAGGAAAAGAGAAGGUUCUUUUGUUGAUGAAGCACUGUUUGGAAAUACACCAAAGCCUGAGGUUGUCAACGGUCCAUAUGAUCCUAUCAAGAUAUCAGCGAAAUAUCAUGACAAAAUUACAGUCGGCUCAAGUUAUGAUGAUGAUGCUGAUAUCUUCAGAAGGAACUACCACCCUUUAAGUCACUCCAUCAGUAACACGAUGCCAGCCGCCACGAUGAAACGACCGCGUUCUGUCACACUUACGUACACAUCUAAACCAGUCCAUGGUGACUAUGAAAUUGAAGAAGCUUAUAUUUCCAGUCCAUCAAUACCAAAAACCCACAUGCCCUAUACCGCUUUGAAGCGUCAAGUGAAGCGUGGUUGGGAAAACUCGCACUACGUCAGGGAAAUGUCCGUUCCUACAGGGCGUGACAGCAUGAAAAAAUGGCAAUGGAAUGACAUUUCAAUCUAGGAAUACAACAGCUUUCUGUAGUCUGAACUUUACUCAUAUUUUACAUCGGAAAUUUCCAUUGUUGUAUUGAAAAUCAGUUUAAAGUUUAAAGCAAUAGAAUAGAGCUCAUUUAGCUUUUAUUCUGCAGAGGCCAAUAGUAUCAAGAGUUUUAUGAUAUCUGGAAGUGAUAUUUGUAGGUUAAGUUGUCAUAGAAACCUUCAGGUAUAGUAUAUCAUAUGUAAUGAUAUACAGGGUACUUAUGUAAUGCUUAAAAGAAUUGUUAGUUGAGUUUUUGUUUUAUUACCAACUCAAUUUCAUUAAAAUAAUAUCCUAACUGUGGCUCCACUACCCUUCGCUAGCUUCGUAGCGAAGAGUAACAGAGCCUAAACGAUGAUCUGAUUUUAAUGAGUUUGAUCACCAACUAGUUGUGCUAGUCUUUAAAUGUUCAUACAUGUAUGUUUUAAAUGUUCAUACAUGUAUGUAAUUACAACACCUUGUGACAGAUUUGUCAGAAGAUGGGAAAGAUUAACUUGUGAAUGAGGUAUUUUGUUGAAUGUUUUAAGCUUAAAGUGUGUUGUUACCAAUGUAUACAAUUACUGACUGGCAUUAUAGUAUUAUAUUGCCUUAGAUAGAAGGUGUUAUUUAUUUAUAUCAGCUUAUGAAUGUUAAAAGCACUGUGAUUAUACAUCUUUAUCAUGUUAUGUAAGUGAGAAUUGAUUUCUUUACAUGUCUUUCACUGAAUUUAGAACUGUGAUACACUUUUCUUUGAUAUACUUUUUUCUGUGAUUCACUUUUUUAAUAUAUUUUUAUUCUGUAAAUACUGUUGGUUUGAAUUACCGUUAAGUUAUGUACUUAUUAUUAUGUACAUGUAUUUGAUGAGAAAAGUAGAUUUUAGAAAUUCAAGUUUAAUAAGAAUUUUAACUGCAUAGAGAAAUGGUCAAAACCCCUGGCUUCUUAAGUUAAUUUUCUUUACAUGCUUUUCUAGCCGUUUCUUAUACACAUACUCACCUACUUUAUGAAAUGACAUUUUGAAAACUCUGAUUUUUUGUGCCAAAUUACAAUUGUUUGUAGAGACCAAUUGACAACAAAGUCGGUAUUCUAUUAUCAAUUCUAUUCUCUAUCAAAAUAUAAACACAAGACAAGUAGUAUCACUGUGCCAACAAAUUGUUUGUAUUGGUUUCUCUGUAAAAUGUUUCAGGUGCAGUUACAUGUUGCAAAUUGUAUUUGGAGUUGACAUUUAUAUCUUCUGUUAAAUUUUCACUUUGCAGAUUGAAGAUUAAAAUAUGAAUUUUAUUAACAACCAUUGUCAGUUAUUGUAGGCAUUUUCUUAUUAGGCAAAAACUUCUUAUUUCUUUUUUAAACCUCACUCUUCGAAGUUAGUUCUUAUACCACGCUUAAUAUCUUAAAUCAUCACUUUAAGGUGCAGUUACCCGUUAACUUCACAUAUAAUUUAAAAGGAGUUAAUCUGUUAUUGCACUUAAUUGACAAAAUGGACUUGUCCAUAUUUCUAUCUGGACAAAACCAUUCAUCAUUUUCAGGGAAUUUUUUAAAAAAAAGCACUAAGUAGCAAAUGGUACAGACCAUGGUCAGGCAGCACAUAUAUGCUGGCUGAUCUUGGUCUGCACUGGUUACGUGGGAAGAUUCAGUGGCCAACAACAGGUUAAAAGUUUAUAUAUAGAUUGUAUAAUGAUCUGUAUUAUUUUGUACUCGUUUUAUUUUCGUUUGUUUUAUUAGAGAGACCUUUAACUCUUUGUUAAAUCUUAUAUAUACAUAUAUUUUUUUGAAUUUAUUUUAAAUUUAGUUUAAGACUGGCUUAUGGUUACUGGGAUUUUAAUGAAAUAUAUGCUUUUUAAAACUAA
Ruditapes philippinarum (Manila clam) is the source of this 2708-nucleotide messenger RNA. Its product is annotated as centrosome-associated protein 350-like. Gene Ontology annotation, cellular component: microtubule plus-end; nucleus; cytoplasm. The transcript has 6 exons. Lineage: Eukaryota; Metazoa; Mollusca; Bivalvia; Venerida; Veneridae. Gene Ontology annotation, molecular function: microtubule plus-end binding. The record is from RefSeq and is a predicted model, not a curated record. Bases 151 to 870 code for a protein of 239 amino acids. Gene Ontology annotation, biological process: cytoplasmic microtubule organization.